AUGGAAUUGAAGGCUGAGGAGGAGGAGGUGGGUGGUGUCCAGCCGGUGAGCAUCCAGGCCUUCGCCAGCAGCUCCACACUGCACGGCCUGGCCCACAUCUUCUCCUAUGAGCGGCUGUCUCUGAAGCGGGCGCUCUGGGCCCUCUGCUUCCUGGGCUCACUGGCUGUGCUGCUGUGUGUGUGCACCGAGCGUGUGCAGUACUACUUCCACUACCACCACGUCACCAAGCUCGACGAGGUGGCUGCCUCCCAGCUCACCUUCCCUGCCGUCACGCUGUGCAACCUCAACGAGUUCCGAUUUAGCCAAGUCUCCAAGAAUGACCUGUACCACGCUGGGGAGCUGCUGGCCCUGCUCAACAACAGGUAUGAGAUACCAGACACACAGAUGGCAGAUGAAAAGCAGCUGGAGAUACUGCAAGACAAGGCCAACUUCCGAAGCUUCAAGCCCAAGCCCUUCAACAUGCGUGAGUUCUAUGACCGCGCGGGGCACGACAUUCGAGACAUGCUGCUCUCCUGCCACUUCCGGGGGGAGGUCUGCAGUGCCGAGGACUUCAAGGUGGUCUUCACACGGUAUGGAAAGUGCUACACGUUCAACUCUGGCCGAGAUGGGCGUCCGCGGCUGAAGACCAUGAAGGGUGGGACGGGCAAUGGGCUGGAGAUCAUGCUGGACAUUCAGCAGGACGAGUACCUGCCCGUGUGGGGGGAGACCGAUGAGACGUCCUUCGAAGCGGGCAUCAAAGUGCAGAUCCACAGUCAGGACGAACCUCCCUUCAUCGACCAGCUGGGCUUUGGCGUAGCCCCAGGGUUCCAGACCUUUGUGGCCUGCCAGGAGCAGCGGCUCAUCUAUCUGCCCCCGCCCUGGGGCACCUGCAAAGCUGUUACCAUGGACUUGGAUUUCUUCGACUCCUACAGCAUUACCGCCUGCCGCAUCGACUGUGAGACACGCUACCUGGUGGAGAACUGUAACUGCCGCAUGGUGCACAUGCCAGGGGAUGCCCCCUACUGCACUCCAGAGCAGUACAAGGAGUGUGCAGAUCCUGCUCUGGACUUCCUGGUGGAGAAGGACCAGGAGUACUGUGUGUGUGAAAUGCCUUGCAACUUAACCCGCUAUGGCAAGGAGCUGUCCAUGGUCAAGAUCCCCAGCAAAGCGUCAGCCAAGUACCUGGCCAAGAAGUUCAACAAGUCUGAGCAGUACAUAGGGGAGAACAUCCUGGUGCUGGACAUUUUCUUUGAAGUCCUCAACUAUGAGACCAUUGAGCAGAAGAAGGCCUAUGAGAUUGCAGGGCUCCUGGGUGACAUUGGAGGCCAGAUGGGGCUGUUCAUUGGGGCCAGCAUCCUUACUGUGCUGGAGCUCUUCGACUACGCCUAUGAGGUAAUAAAACACAAGCUGUGCAGACGAGGGAAGUGCCAGAAGGAGGCCAAACGGAGCAGUGCGGACAAGGGCGUGGCCCUCAGCCUGGAUGACGUCAAAAGACACAACCCGUGCGAGAGCCUCCGGGGCCAUCCUGCCGGGAUGACGUACGCUGCCAACAUCCUACCUCACCAUCCGGCCCGAGGCACUUUUGAGGACUUUACCUGCUGAGCUCCGCAGGCCACUGUACCAAAGGCCUAGAUGGGGAGGGCCAGGAGAGCAAGGGGGCCCCCAGCUGCCCCCCCAUAUCUGCCCUGGGGACUCGCUCCCCGCCUCCCAAGGCAGCCCCCCGCUCCUGGGAGGUCCUUUCCUCUUGACUGCGGUGAGGACAGAAUCUUGACCGUAGAGUUCUCUCCCUGCCUCUAUCCCAUUUUUUUUUUCUUUAAUUUUAACAAAACUAAUCUAAAACAGAAACUAAAGAGACAGAAUGGGGCAAGUGACCUCAGGCUGCCCCUCUCUGCUCCAUGCUGCCUCCCACAGCUCCCAGCCUGAAUUCUGUCUGUCUGGCUGUCUGUCAUCUGAGUGUCCACCUACAUUUUGCUGCCACCAGUCACCAAAGCCCCCUCCCAGUGGGGGGUGGAGGGGAAUCCUCGGGGUCUGGAAUGUGGCCCCAAACCAGAGAAUGUACCUUGAAGGGGAGGGCUAGUAGGGGGGGCUUCCCCAGCCUUAAGAGACCCUCUCAGCCCAGUGACCCCCGCCCCAACCCCAAGUCUCCAGGCAGGAACCCUAGUCGUGUCUGUUCCCCCACCACCAGCUCACACAGUGUGAAGUCUCUAGGGAGGUGGGGGUGGGGAUCCCCUGAAGGAAUGGCGCUGGGGACAAGAUGUGGCCCUGGUGCUGUAGGCCACAUCCUGAUACCUAUAAGUUCAACCCCACCCCAGAGCUGCUGGAGAGAAAUCCCAAGAGGCGGCCCUCCUCUGCCAUCCUAUAAAAGAUCCAACUGGUUGGCUUCCAGCUCAGGGAGAGGGGCACUGGUGCCUAACCUCACUGGUCCCUCUCCCAGGGGCCCCUGCAGAGGGCCACAUCCAUAAAUUUUCUUAUGGAACUCUCCCAAGUCCUCUUCUGAAAUGUCAUUUGCUUCUCUCAACAAUUUCAUCUGCAUUUUCUAUUUCUAUAUGAUACAGACUCUAUAUUGCUAUAUCUCUGUAUAUACUUCCCCCUGACUCUGUCUCUACUUCAUCCCCUCGUCUCUAAGAACCACCCUCCCAACACAAGUUGCCCUUCUGUGUUUCCACCCCCUCCCUGGUCUCUGAAUGCCUUCACCUGUAUAAAGAGUUGGACUCUCCCUGGUGUCUGUACUGUGUACACACAUCCCUCUAAGAAGCACAAGGAGAUGACACGCGCAUUGUAACCUUCGCACUGUCUCGGUGGCGACAUAAAGGAAGCUGUGAAUUACGAGCUCUGCCUCUUUCUGGCCUCACCCUCU
Hippopotamus amphibius kiboko is the source of this 2836-nucleotide messenger RNA. It is a transcript of the gene ASIC1, whose product is annotated as acid sensing ion channel subunit 1. Gene Ontology annotation, biological process: sodium ion transmembrane transport. Bases 1 to 1581 code for a protein of 526 amino acids. The transcript has 11 exons. Gene Ontology annotation, cellular component: membrane. The record is from RefSeq and is a predicted model, not a curated record. NCBI's taxonomy places the organism in Eukaryota, Metazoa, Chordata, Mammalia, Artiodactyla, Hippopotamidae.